Messenger RNA from Podarcis lilfordi (Lilford's wall lizard), 15337 nucleotides. The record is from the annotation of a GenBank genome assembly. NCBI's taxonomy places the organism in Eukaryota, Metazoa, Chordata, Lepidosauria, Squamata, Lacertidae.
CAGCAUACUGUGUGGCAGAUCUAAACAGUGGCAUUUGGAAUUAACAUUAAAAUUGGAGUAUCUGCGAAGAACUAUAUUGUGGGUUUGCUUCCUUAGAGGUGAGAGGACAAUAAUAUUGUGCUGUGUGUAUUAUGAGAUAAGUGGUGCCAGAAGUUUCCUAUUUGUUUUAAUUAUUACUAAUAUCUGUCAGAUGUCUUAUAGAACAAGCUCUCUGGGUGUCAUACAAAAGGAUACCAUUUUUAAAACCCACAAUUAUUCAUGCAUCCACCCAGUUUGAUUUGCUUAAAACAUUUUUGUUAAGCCAAUCCUAUCCAGACAUGCAGAAAUUAUGUGUGUUUUAUCCAUUUCUGGCUACUGUUGAAUUUCAAUCUUUUCAAUAUUUUAAAUACCUGUUGGGUGGUGUUUUUUUUUUAAUAUUUUGAUGUUUAUUUUAUAUUUUGUAAACCACUUACAAUCCAACAGCAUGUAAUAUUAAAUAAAUAAAGUCAUUAAGAUCCUCAUUGGAAGAAUCUGGUAUUCCAAAUAUGUUCUUACACCAAGUUGCUCCUUUCUUCCAACUCUCUAUAAUGUUGCAAGAGCUUACACAAAGAUUUAAUCCUAGGACUGAUUUGCUCCUAGAACAUGCUUUCUAGGCACAGGUGCAGGAUUUCUAGGUCAGUGUCCAAGCAGAGUUCCCUCCACCCACCCCUGCCCUAUGCUUUCCCUGGGAAAACCCACAUUUUACUCCUAAUUUGGAACAAGGGGCAAUAACCGGAAAACCUGGUUGCCAUUUGCUCUGAUUUUGUGGUAAAAUGUGGGUUUUCCCAAGGAAAGUGGUGGAAGAAGGAAAAACCUUGGAAAUCCUAGACCUGUGCCUAGAUUUUCAGUUGAGGUUUAGGUCUUGUUCUGGUACAGAAACUGCUUUGAUCACCCUGUAUGGUGGCCUUUGUUGGGAGAGUGACACAGGGGAAAUGUGUAUCUGUUAAUUCUGCUCGACCUGUCAGUAAGAAAGACAGAAAAGUGGACUGCAGAAGACUUUAUGUCCUUAAAUAUUUUCUGUGUUAUUAUAAUAAUAAUAAUAAUAAAUUUUAUUUAUAUCCCGCCCUCCCCAGCCGAAGCUGGGCUCAGGGUGGCUAACAACAAUCAAAAUAAUCCAACAUUCUAAAAACAUUCAUUAUAAAAUUAAUUAAAAUCAAUUAAAAUCAAAUUGAUGACAACCAUUAAGCAAAAUUCUGUGCAGAUUGCCAGAGGAGGGGGUCAGGCUGCGCCCUGACCAAAGGCCUGGUGGAACAGCUCUGUCUUGCAGGCCCUGCGGAAAGAUGUCAGGUCCCGGAGGGCCCUAGUCUCUUGUGACAGAGCGUUCCACCAGAUUGGAGCCGCGGCCGAGAAAGCCCUGGCUAGAAAACAUGGAUACAUUUUACUGGCAAUAUACAUUUAAAACUAAUGUGAAAUAUGCAUUUCAGUUUUAUAUAAAUAUCACAGUGUGCAACCAUUGUUUCCAGGUGCCAUUUAAAUGAAGAGCAAAAUGAGAAGAAGUGAAAAACUCUUCAUACUAAAAUACUUCUUAAACAUCCUCAAUGGAAUUUUCUUGGUAAGAAAUUUUCAUGUACUGUUAGACAGGAAUUAAACAUUAACUGUAAGUUCUGUAGCAUAAUUCAGAUACAAACAGCCAUUAUGUAUUGCUUUCAGGUGUUAGGUCUUCUGCUUGUGACUUUUGGUCUUUGGAUGUCGCUAGACAGAAACAGGUUUUUCAGACUUUUGCGUAAGUAUAAGUGCCUGCCCAGAACUUUCUCUAACCUUUAAAGGAAAGCGUAUUCUAUUUAACCAUUAAAAUGUUGACUUCCCACAAGAUGGCAGCAUUGCCUUAGAAUAUUUACUGUACAAAGCCAGAAAUCAAAAUAUCAGUCUUGUUGUCAUGUUAUGAUGCCCUUCAUUAUACAAACUUGAAAGAAAGCAGAUGGCUUGAACUAGAAAAUUGUAAAGCUGUAAUACCUGGAUUUAUACUAACUUAGCCCCAUUGGCUUCAAUAUACCAACCAUCCAACAUUGUGAACGGUUUGCUUUUCCAGCAUUUAGGUAGAAAUCAAUUCAGUCAUUCUGAAAAGAAAAAAACAUAAUUCAAACUGGUGCACAUGUUGCAGCCACUGUGUGGAGGGUGUUUUAUAUCACUUCAUAUUGCAAGCUAUUUGGCUCAACUCAUCACAAGUACCAGAUAAUUUUCUCAGUGCCACUGCAGCAAUUGAGAAGAGUAUUAUUUAUGGUGCCUCACACAAAGUAGCAAUAGUGUGUACACUGACUCUUACUGCAGGGUCAGUAUUAUCUAGAACACAGUUAUAUGGGCUAUAAUAAAUAGUAGUAAUGGGCUGAUAGUAGGGAGUUCUGCCAAAGACAAACUCUGGCUAUUUGAUAGCUAGUUAUAUUAUAGCUAAUAUACACAGGGUAGGGCAGAGGUAUCAAACUCAAGUGGACUGGAAUGGCACAUCCCCAACGCAAUAGAUGCCCAGAUGGCACAUUCAUUUGUGUGUGUGUGUUCCACCACAAUUCAUAACUUCUAAAAUACACUUCACUCUUUUACACCUGGCGUCUAAUUUAGAGUGAUGGUGUGAUAUUGUAAGUUAAUUGCAACAACUGGUGGUUGAUUGCACUUUGCCCUAUAGCAAGAUGGAAUAUAAACAUUGUUUUUACAAAAUUAGAUAAUUGCAAUUACACAAUAUGCAGUAUAAUCAGCUUUUUUCGGUAAGUAUCAUGGUUGUCCUCUAACGGAUUCCCUAUCGUGGCUCCAUCUUAAUAGAUUUGGUUUGGCUUGUUUUAGAGACCACAAUUUUGCUUACUUUAUUGAUGUUUUCAAACCCUUUAAAAAUGGUGGUUUUGGUGUAGCAAUGAGUCACGACUUCAAAUACACUUUUAUCAUAUGAACUGGCUGCUGACAUACUACUCUGCUGCACAGUAUAGGGUACAUUUAUGUUAUCAUCAUAGGAUAACUACCAGUGAGUUGUCCAACCUCGGUGCUUUUUUGUUUUGUUUUUCCCAGCUUCAAAGAAUGAAUUGGGUCACUGAGAGUUCAGUUCCGAAGCCUGGCAAGACGACAUGGUCUUGAUUUACUUCUCUUUCAUCUUAGGAUAAGUGAUCAUGUAACUAAUAGCAGGGUGGAGUUGACAGCUUCACAGAGAAAUAGUUACCUCUCAGGGCUUUGGCAGUUGAAUUUUGAACUAGUUGGAGUUUGGACCAUCUUUAAAGGCAGUCCUACAUAAAGUGCCACUCUGAAUGCAAUUAGAGAAUGAAACACUGUGGCUGCAGUUGGUAUACCAACCAAAGCUGAAAAAACACAUACCUGGGCUUCCCCAACCAGCACCAAUGCAAGAGCAUUCCCAAACUGCAGAUAUUGAAUUUGGGGGGGGGGCACUGUGGCGAUCACACAGGGUCCCCGGACGUUUCACCAUCUAUUGAUCCCUGUGCCACCACUUGAUUUCUCACUGCCACCACCCAGGCUCUACCUGGUACAAUACUGAGUCCAGUCAGGUUUAAAUUGGAACAUAAACUUCUGUUUAUUUAUUGUAGUUUAAUAAGCGUGUGGUUUCAUAAACGGUAUCGGUCAAUUACAAUCAUGGGGUGCCUAUCCAGACCUAUAACUUCCGCUACCUGCUCUUACUCACUAAACCAUCUCUCAGAUAUUUACUUGUCUUCCUAGCUCCUAACUGUUCCUGACUCAACUUAUUUCGCUACACUAACUCAACCUACCCACAGACUCUAUCCCAAUUCACUCCCACUCCAACCAACCACCCAACUCCCAACGAACUCCUCCCAGAGCUGGUUUUAUAGUCCCUCUGACUCCACCCCCUGGGUUCUGAUUGGGCAACUUGUUUAACUCCAGCACUCUCAUAUGUUAACAUCACAGGCACUAUCUAGAAAUAGCGGUAAUCUUUCUUGAGCUGGAAUCUCCCAACCCACAGCAUUAUCUUGCCUGUAGUUAACUUCAGCUUGUUUGCCCUCAUCUAUACAAAAAUUGCCUCCAGGUAGGUUUAGUAGUGUGACUACUAGUGGUUGGACAGGGUUCUCGAAGCUACUAACAUGAGUUUGACCAAACUGCGGGAGGCAGUGGAAGACAGGAGUGCCUGGCGUGCUCUGGUCCAUGGGGUCACGAAGAGUCGGACACUACUAAACGACUAAACAACAACAGCAAGUGUGACUACUAUUAGUAAACAUGUGUAGGCUUUAAAAAAUAUAUAUCCAGGAAUUCAUGAAAGUAAGAUUUAUUUUCUCAGAGACAGCAAACUAGGAUAGAUAUCUCUAGAAUGGAUAACCUAAUACAGUAUCAGGAAAGGAUGUUCUUGCACAGGUCAAUCUAUGUAAGCAAUUUCCCAUUUCAGAGUCUCGUGUAAGCAAUUUCACAUAUUCACUUAUGGCUAUAGACAUCUUGUUUUAAGUGUCACAUAUUAAGCAUUUAAAAAUACAAAAUACAUUUUUACAAUUUUUUAGUAUCUACAGGAGGACAUUCAGUGGCAGAUUCUGUUUCUCAUAUGCUGCUUGCCGUAGGAUCCAUCAUUGUUUUUAUUGGACUCUUGGGAUACUUAGGAAGCAUUCGAGGAAACAGGUGUUUAGUAGCUGUGGUAAGUAUAACUUGUGAAAAUCCUUAACCCAAAGUUGUUGCUUGCAACACACACUUAGCUUUCCCCACAACAAUUCUUGACGUGGUUUAACCUUUGAGAUUGUUCUGCAUCCCAAAGCUGAUAGAGUGAUACAAAAUGCACAAUAAUUGAUGGGAUCUUACUGCAUGUACACAGGGAUAUAUCCUUAAUAGAAUACUGUAUUUCAAGUGUUCCAGCACAGAGAGGUUGAGUGCUUAGUCUGCAGAGGAGUACUGUACAGAAAAGGAGCAAAAACUGUUUAGACUCAGGGCAAUGUCUAGAGAUGCCGCUUGCCAAUUUCACUUUGACAAUAGCUCCCACUGAAGUCUCAAGGCAAAGUCAGAAGUCUUACUACAGGGGGCAGUAAAAUUGUUCAGAGUCUUUUUCCACUUUGUCUUGGAACUGGUCAGAUAUUCAUCUACAAUGCAAGUCCCUUCUUCACCAGGUAGAUUCUGGACUUGUUGGGAGGGAAGUCAGAUGCUAAGAUCAGUACUAAAAUCUUAUAUCUCAUCAAAUCUGUUAAGUGGAGCUUUUGAUUCCAGUCUAUCUUGCAUUUAAAAUCAUUUUUACAUUAUGAAACUGUUCUUAAUCUUUUGUAUAUAUGAUUUCCCCCCCUGUUGAUUAGGAUGGUGUGUGUGUAUGUGUAAAAUCAGAAGUGAUUCAGAAUCCUAAUCAUAUAAUUAAAUAAAUAUUUAAAAUCUGGGGAAGAUAAAAAUGUCUUUGGCAUUAAAAAAGAGAGUAACAUAGAAGCCCAAUGAGCCUUCAAAGGAAGAGAGUUUCAAAAAUGGGGUGCCACCACAGAGAAGGCCCUUACACUUGCUUCUUUCCUAAACGAAGUAGGCAGGGUCACCCAGAAGAGGGCUUUUGAAGAGUAUCGCAGCAAAUGUGUGUGUUGGUAAGGGGUAAGGCCCCAGGCUAUGCACAGUGGCAAACGUUGGGGUCUCAAAUUUCAGUGGUGCCCUGUGUGAUGCCAGAAUUCUUCCCCUGCUUCUUGUACUCCAUUCUAAAUAAUAGCUGAGGCACCCCCUGGCACCCCUGAGACUCAGCACCCAGUGCAGCUGAACUGCUAAAACACUCCCCUAAAUCUGUCUCUGCUACGUAGCUCUUAAAGGUAACAAAAAAGUUACAUUGCUUGUCAUUGUGAUUUAAUGGGAUCCAUUCAGUGUCCAUAAUAGUCCAUAAUAGUCAUGCAACUAGGUUAAAGUCAUGCAACUAGGUUAAAGCAUUCUAAAUCACAAUGACUUCCUCAGUUUAUUACAUUUUCUACACAAUAUUGUCAUUUGAGCAUUAGAGAAAUGUGAUUUCUCUGAGGCAGAUGUGAGAGAAAACACCUGGAACCUGUGCAACAAACGAGUAACAACUGAACAAUUGUUGCAUUAUAAACAUUUAGCAAAAGAGCAGCUUAUUGUUUCAAUCUAUCUGGUCAUGCCUUGGACUCUACAAAACAACAACAUGUCUAACAAUGACACAAGAAACUAUGCGUGUCCAAAAGGGUGUUCAGUGGUGGUAAACUUCAUUCAAGACCUUUAAACAGCUUGGUUAGAAAACAAAGGCUCUGCCCAGAUUUCUAGCUGGAAGGGAAGAUUGUUCCUUUGUGGAUGCAUUUUUAAUACUUUACAAAAUCUCUGUAAAGAAACGAAUGUAUGUACCAAGGUGCUAGGAUAUCUUAUGGAGAUGCUCAUACUACUGCUUUGCUUUUCAUUGCACAACAUUUAUUCAGUCAAGAAUAAGGUUCUCUUUCUUUGCUGCCAGGCUAAGAUUUGGGUUCAGAACACACUCAUUGACAAAUGAAGUCAUUGCAUUGCAUUGCAUUGUAAAUAUAUACAUGCUUGGGGAAAGGCAAAAUGCAUCCCUCAGCAUGUACACAGGAUAUGGUAUCUUGAAAUUUGAAUUUCCAAUUGGAAAGCGAUAGCUUAGUAGUAGAGCAUGUGGAAAGUUUCAGCUUCAUUUCCCAGCAUCUCCAUGUUGAACUGGGAAAGUUCUCAGGAGAUGCACUACCAGUCGAUGUAGAUAAUUCUGAGCUGGAGGGGCCAAGGGGUUGACUCACUAUAAGGCAGCUUCCUAUAUUCUUUCUACAUUCCUAACAUGAUAGCGCAAUUCAUCACUCAGCAGCUGGUGCUCAGCUAUAAAGCUGGUAUGUUUUACAAUGAUGACUCAUUCCUAUAAUACACAUAAAUUCUUCUUGCAGGUACCAACAUUUCUAGUAACUGAAAUUCCUCUCUAUAUUAAUCACACAGAGCUUAUUAAUGCCAUUUUCUGCAGCUUUCCUAGUAAUACGUCUGUUUUUAUUUUCAGUACAUGGGUCUUCUUGUCCUUGUCCUUGUUAUCCAAAUGGCAAUACUUGGGGUCCUAUAUACAGGAAAGGAAAUGGUAUGUACCUAUUAUUUACCCAAAAGUAUAUUGUGGCCAAGUGCACAGUGCCCUGGAACCAUCCUACACAUGAUCAUGCAGAGGGAUUCCAAGCAUUCCACAUCAUUUACUUGUCUCAAGAGUAUGCAUGUAUCUGAAAAAGAAACCUUAACAGAAAGAUUGCUUAUUUAUUUAUUUGCACCAUUUAUACCGUCUAUAUGUAUAUGCCUACGGGGGUAUGAGGGGAGAGAUAGUAUCUCUAUUGGGGGACACACCAUGCUGCUUUUGGGGUAGUUUGUCCACCUUUGGUUAGUUUGUCCACCCUACACUCAGCUUUCACCUGUGGCUCCUGGAAGCUGUCAGCAUUUGACACCCCAGGAAUGGCUUUGACUGAUUGGCUGAACCAAGUGAGGAUAGCCGAUGGGUCUCAAAUCCUUAGUGAUUUAGAGGUUUCUCCUCCAUGCAAAGACAGGCUCCAGUGGAUUGAAUGGAUGCAACUAAGAGUGGAUACAGUAGUCAAGAAGGUGGUUUCUGCAUGUGUUGUAGAGGGAAGUGAGGGGCAGAUGCAGACCUUCCAAGUGUUCCUAUUUUUCAGGGAUGUCCCUGAUUUAGAGAAACUGUCUCAGUUUCUGAUUUGAUCCUGGAAUGUCCCGCUAUUCCGUAGAACGUUCUCCUGUUUUCAUUGGAGAAAUGUUGGAGGGUAUGGAGCUAUCUGACCCCUGAGCCAUCUGAAGGCAAUCCUGUAUGGAGAUUUUUUAAAAAAUGUUUAAUGUUUUAUUAUGUUUUUAUAUAUGUUGGAAGCUGCCCAGAGAGGCUGGGGCAAGAUGUGUGGGGCAUAAAUAGUAAAAAUUAUCAUUAUGGAAUGGAACGUCCCUAUUUUCAUUAGAGAAAUGUCGGAAGGUGUGCAGAUGUAGCUCACCAACCUAGCAAGGUAGCCCAUCUAAGAGAAGGAAAACUCUGAUCCUAAACCUCCACGGCCUUUUGGGAUAUCUUCAGGAGAAGAAAAGGCUAAGGAGUAAACCCUACACAAAUCUGAAGUGGAGUCCCUAAGCCGGUUGGAUGGUUCCUUGCACACCUCCUUCCGGCAACUCCUGCAGCCAUGCUGGUGCCAAAUAUAUCGCUCCGCUUUCCUUUGGGCCACAUCAGGGAGGUGGAGAAGGAGGUCUUCUCAUCUGGGCAGCCCAGGACCUCCAUAACACUACCCAGGCUUAUGCCCUGGGAAGGCCAUUUCAGUGCUGUUAACACAUCAGUUUGACUUCAUCCCUGGAGGCACAGUCCAUUGUAUCUUGAAACAGAUGGUUGGCGAAAAAGGGACACGACAAGGUUGCCCAAUCUCCCCAUUGCUUUUUAUAUCGGUCCUGGAGGUUUUGUUGAACAUGAUUAGAAGGGACCAGUUGGUUAAAGGUAUAUAUGUCGGAGCCAAACAGUACAAAUUGAGAGCAUUUGCAGAUGACUUAGUAUUGACGUUACAGGAGCCAGAAUCUAGUACCAAUUCAAGAAUUUGGUCAGGUUGCAGGAUUUAAAUUGAAUAAGUUAAAAACCAAGGUUUUAGAGAAAAACUUAACACCAAUUGAGAGAGAGAGGUUUCAGAAUGAGACAGGUUUAACAGUGGCUAAGUAAGUUAAAUACCUGGGGAUUAACAUGACAGCAAAAAAUGGGAAUUUAUUUAAAGACAACUAUGAAAAAUGUUGGGCUGAAGUGAAAAAAGAUUUAGAAAUUUGGUCAAAUUUGAAGCUUUCACUGCUGGGUCAUAUUGCUGCGAUAAAAAUGAAUGUAUUGCCUAGAAUGUUGUUUUUGUUUCAAACAUUGCAAAUUGUGGACAAAAUGGACUGUUUCAAGAGGUGGCAGAGAGAUAUUUCUAGAUUUGUCUGGCAGGGCAAGAAGCCUAGAAUAAAAUUUAAAAUAUUAACAGAUGCAAAGGAAAGAGGUGGAUUUGCCCUGCCAGACUUUAAACUUUACUAUGAAUCAGCAGCUUUUUGCUGGUUGAAAGAAUGGCUGCUUCUUGAAAACACAGACAUUUUGGAUCUAGAAGGUUUUAACAAUGUAUUUGGAUGGCAUGCAUAUCUGUGGUAUGAUAAGGUCAAAGCACAUAAAGCAUUUAAAAAUCAUAUUGUCAGGAAAGCAUUGUUUAAUGUUUGGACAAGAUACAAGGACUUAUUGGAAAACAAAACCCCAAGGUGGCUGUCACCGAUGGAAGCGAAAGCUCAGAAAAAGCUCAAUAUGGAGGUCAAAUGGCCAAAAUAUUGGGAAAUUUUGGAACAAGAUGGAGAUAGACUGAAAUUGCAGAGUUUUGAGAAUUAAAAACAAAGUGCGAGACUGGCUUCAUUAUUAUCAGAUAAUGGAGGCAUAUAAUUUGGACAAGAAAAUUGGCUUCCAGGUGGAAAAAUCAAAAUUGGAAACAGAACUGUUAGAACCCAAAACCAAGAUUUUGUCAAAGAUGUAUAACUUGCUGUUGAAAUGGAAUACUCAGGAUGAAACGGUGAAAUCUGCCAUGAUUAAAUGGGCGCAAGAUGUUGGACAUAACAUAAUGAUGGCUGACUGGGAACAGUUAUGGACCACAGGUAUGAAGUUUACGGCAUGUAAUGCCUUAAGAGAGAAUAUUAUGAAAAUGAUAUACAGGUGGUACAUGACACCAGUCAAGCUUGCAAAAAUCUAUCAUUUGCCUGAUAAUAAAUGUUGGAAAUGUAAAGAAACCGAAGGUACAUUCUUUCACCUUUGGUGGACGUGCCCAAGGAUUAAGGCUUUCUGGGAGAUGAUUUACAAUGAAAUGAAAAGGGUAUUUAAAUAUACCUUUCUGAAGAAACCAGAGGCCUUUCUCCUGGGCAUGGUCGGCCAAAUGGUGCCAAUGAAGGACAGAACUUUCUUCAUGUAUGCCACAACAGCAGCAAGAAUACUUAUUGCAAAGUAUUGGAAGACACAAGACCUACCCACUCUGGAAGAAUGGCAGAUGAAGGUGAUGGACUACAUGGAAUUGGCGGAAAUGACUGGCAGAAUCCGAGACCAGGGAGAAGAGUCAGUGGAAGAAGAUUGGAAGAAAUUUAAAGAUUAUUUACAGAAAUAUUGCAAAAUUAAUGAAUGUUAGAAUGAUGUUGGAAUGAACUUAGGUGGUUUAAGCAGUAAUGCUAUAAAGGUGUAUGUAAUAGAUGAAAAUUUAAAGUUAUAGUAUAUUAAGUUAAAGGAUCAUGAGAAAACAAAGAGGGAAAGAAAUUGCUGACUUAACUAAUUGAACUGGAAUACAAAAAAGGGAGGUAUGAGGAGGUCAGGGAAACAAGGAUAUGAAUGUAAGCUAUGGAAAGAUUGACCCAUUUUUCUUUUUUCUCUUUUUAAGUGUCUUUUUUUUUAAUUCUGUAUUUUGUAUUUUUCUUGUAUUUUUACUUUUUGUUUUUCUGUAACUCUUUUUUUUCUCUGAAAUUUUAAUAAAUAUCAUUUAAAAAAAAUAAUGAAACAGAUGGUUGGCAACAAAUUAUACAGCGACCCAGAAUAACAACUCAUACAGAAUGCAACAGACCAGCUGCUGACGGGGCUUCUCAUCAGCAAUGUAUUACACCUCUGCUUUGGCUUCCUAUAUACUACUGAGUCAAAAUCAAGGUCUUGCUGUAAGAAAAUAAAGCCCUGAAUAGCUUGGGACCAGCUUCCUUGAGGGAUCUCAUAUAUGCCAGCCUAAGCUUUUCAUUCAGCUGGAGAGGUACUAAUUAAGGAUACCACAUGAUAUUUGCCUGGCUUCUACAUGACAGUGGACCUUUGGGGGUGUCCACACCUAGGUUUUGGAACUCCUUGCACAAUAAUAUUAAGCAAGUAGAAGGUAUCCAGGGUUUACUGAGCAUUUGCUGUCAAAUGCACACACAGAGAAGGCUGGUGACAUGAGCAAAGCUCUUUAAUGGGACAGUAACCCAAAAGGGGCUUGGCUCUAGCUGGAUUGUACCUAUUGCUUGUGAAUGCUUGUUGUUAAGAUAUAAAGACUGACAUGUGCAAUAGCUUAGCCCUUCUGUUAUGGUGUAUGCGCACAGGGUAUAUACACAAACUGUGGCUUACCGAAAGCUGUGUCAUCUGUUUCCAUUUUUAAAUAGGUAUUUUAACAGCCCUCAAGUUUUGGCCUUUCAACAGGCAAAUCACAUGCACUUUGUUGAUUCUGUUUCCCUUGCCUGGUGGCUACUUUGAGACUGGGUCACUUUAUUUUAACCCCCCACCUUUUUUGCUUUCUUCUUUUCAGUAGUCUCCUUGCUGGCAGGAAGGGUGUCAGCAGCCUAGACACAGCCUGCCCUGGGGGGAAGCAGACUAGCGGCUAAAAAGGGGAUGUGAAAAAUAUACAGACAUUAGACAACAAGAUGAAAGCAGGGGGAGAGAUUUCCGAAAUGUGAAAGCUCUGGAACUCUCAUUCUAGAACAGCUGCAUGCAGGCCUGAGCUCUUCGAUUCGUGUUUAUUUUCAUUUCCCUUGAGAACUGUAGGAUACAAUGAGCAUGAGUAGAACUGAAAGUCUGUCUGCAUACAAAAACUUCUUUGUCUAGAUAUUCAUUGACUUAUAGCAUCAUGAGGGCAAGUGGUGGCUGCUUGAGCUCUGUGUAUAUUUGCUUCCUGUCUCUCAUGAGCCAGUCAUGAGCACAGGCAUCACUGCGCAGGGUUCAGCUCUUUGACCACAACGGAAAACCACCUGAAUUUUUUUGUGGUUCUGGCAUGUGACAAACACAUUCCUUCUGUGUGCUGAGUGCUGUGCACAGUUGGCUUUCCAUCAGCAGGAGUCUAUGCAACUUGUAGGCUCAGUGUUGUCGCUUGAGGAGCUUCCAUGUGGUGAACUUUCCUUGGAGAGGCUGCAAACUGACUUUCAACCUACUUUCAGUGAGUCAGAAAGUGUUGCAGCCUGAAGCACAUACCAAAGAGACCAAGCAGAUAGAUCACAGCAGCACUCCCACUUCGGAGUAUAGGUAUCAUGGAUCUAUAUUCCCAUACAACACUGUCCGUCUAUAAGUGAGGGAUAAAAUGGAAUCCUGUGUAGAUGCACUCUUAUGCACUCAUUCUCUAAACAGCAGGUGAACUUCCUAUGGAAGAAAGAUGAUUUUUUUUUGUCCCUUCUACUCUCAGUAUUCAGUGUGUGAUCACCUUUUGUCAAGAGCAAAGGAUAUCAAGGGGACUGCAUUGGAAGUGCUGCUUGCUCAGCUCCUCCUCCUGAACAUAGCCUUAGUAUGCAUGUAUAUACCGGUACUUCUAAGGAGCUAGAAACAUUGAAAUCAAUGGCAGUCUAGCUCCAUCCCAGGCUCUUUUUAACUGUAUGUAAUGAACAAUGGACUCCACUUUAAAUGUUUUAGAAUGCCAUUGAUUGACCAUAGCAGAUGACUGCAAUUUUCUUAAAAGUGAAGAAAAAAUGAUGACACACUAAUGGAAUUAUUAACACUAUUUGUAAACAGGCCAAUGACUUGUGGAGAGUUCAGAUGGAUGAGCUUAUUUCUAACUAUGGUAAUAAACAUCUAUCUGCAAAGGAACAUCAGUGGAUUAUUUUGAAUAAUAUUCAGCAUAUGGUAAGUCAUAGUGGUAGAAGACCAAACAAGCACAUUGUUUUCUGUAUCAGAUGAAAUGCCUAAACCCUGCAGUGCUUCCUUUCAAAGGUCAUUUGGCGUAUGUUACUGAAUGGAAUUUUUAGCUGAAGCUGGCUAAGAAAUCUGAAGCAUUACUGCGGUGCAAUUCUUUGGGAAUCUAAAGUUAGAUUAGCUGUUAUGCUGCCUGCUUAUAGGAAGCUGCUUUCUUCCAAUAAGCUGAUUGAAAAAAUUUAAAAGACAUAGAUUACACAGGAGCUGCAAAGUCUCUGGUGCAUGCAUGACCUUUCUCUGUUUCUUCCUCUCCUUCCUCAUAUCUAUAGGAAAUUAAACCCCAUAGCAGUGCUCUGAUUUUCUCAUCACUUGAAAGAAGAAACUCCUUUUUUAACAACAGGGCUUCAUUGUUGAUUUUUUACUUUACUACUUUAUCAUGCAACUUGACAUGACUUACCUUUCUAUUACUCAUAACACUGAGGACUUUUCUCCUUCUCCAGCUCCACUGUUGUGGGCGAUACAAUUCCACAGACUGGAAAUGGAAUAAGAAUAAAGAUCAUGCAAAUCAAGUACCAUGUUCUUGCACAACAUCUAACAUGAAGAAGUGGUUUUGUGAUGCACUGAAAAAUGCAACAUAUACUAGGGUAAGCGUGCAAUGUAUUGUAAGGCAUGUUUCUGCACUCCCAGUAAAAUUUGAAAUAUUUCUUAUGUAUCUCAGUGUGCUUGGAAUGCUAGCUGCUGCUUCUGAUGAAAGCAAACACUACUUGCAGCAGGGGCUGGCUGUAUUUGGAAUCUUCUGUAAUAAUAUGGAUUGUUCCUUUACAGCUGCAGCUGUACAUGCCCAAAGCUGAUGUCUUAUGAUGUCAAGUGUAGGGCAGGCCAAAUUGGAACCCCUGGCCAAACUGGGACCCCUGGUGGACCUAAUUAGGCCCACAGGCUGGAGCUUUCCCAUCCAUGCUCUGUAUCUGGGAAGGCUCAUAUUUGAAAACUGCUAACCAAGAAUAAAAAGCAGAUUACCUAAUUCUAGCCAGCAUCCUGUUUCCUAUGACAGCCUAUAAGAUGCCUAUGAAAAGUCCACAAGCAGGACACACACAUUCUCACCCUAUACAUGAGCAUUCUCCAUUCCUCUCGUAAGUGACGGAAUACAUUUGCUCUUUGGCAUUUCCCCCAACCCCAAAAAAUUGUUGAGCCCUAGGUAAAAGAUAAUAAUUGAGUGUAACUUGAGAAAUAAACAGUUACAGUCGUACCUUGGAAGUUGAAUGGAAUCCAUUCCGGAAGUCCGUUUGACUUCCCAAACGUUCGGAAACCAAGGUACAGCUUCCGAUUGGUUGCAGGAAACUCCUGUAGCCAAUCAGAAGCUGCGUCGGAUGUUCGGAUUCCAAAGAGCGUUCACAAAAUGGAACACACACUUCCGGGUUUGCAGUUUUCGGGAGCCAAAACGUUCGACUCACAAGGCAUUCGACUUCUGAGGUACGUCUAUACUUUCAUUUAAAUAUCACUUUUGCCCUCAGGGUUGUGAAGAAGAUAUUGAGACGUGGUAUGAACAAAAUACAUGGCUAUUACUUUCGAUCAAUACUGGAUUGCUAACGGUAGAAGUAAGUGUGUUUUUUGUUAAAUGACAGUGACUCGUUUUUUACAGGACACUUAAGUAAGGUGUGUGUCACACAUUACCUUCACAAUAGAUGGCGGCUAUUUUAUUUCAUUUUUCACAUGUAGGUGCAAAAUUGUAUCACACCACACGUGGACAAAAAUUCCAGUCAUGCAUAUAGGUACAUAUUACAUAUUACAGAGAGUUGGGACUCCAUACUGAGUCUAAAACAAGCUGAUGGUGAAGAGACCUUCAGUGGUUUGUUCUCAACAUAGGGCUUAAAGAUGAGCCGGAAACAUCAGCUGGUCCAAAAUGCAACAACUGCAUUAACUGCCAGUUUGUUUCCAGGUCCAAAUCAAGGUGCUCAUUCUAAUAUUUAAAGUUUUAAAUGACUUAGGCCCCAAAUAUCUGAGAGAUGGCCUCCUUCCCUACAGACCUCAGAGGGGCCUCUUUUGGUAGUUCCACCACCCUCAGCAUUGGGCAUUCUCUGUGGCAGCCCCUAAGUUGUGGAAUUCACUCCCCACAGAAGUACAUUUGGCUUCUUCACUAUAUAGCUUUUGGCAAAUGCUGAACACACACCUCUUUAACCUGGCCUUUGACACCUCAGAUGUAUGUUUUCAGGACCCACCCUAUUCCUGUGAAUGUAAUCUCUUUUGUGUGUUCUUAAUUCUGACAUUUCAAUUGUUGUAACCUGCCCUGGGAACUGCUGUUACAGAGUGGGUUACAAAUAUUAAUAACACCAUGGGCAUUUUCUCCAACUUUUGCUACCUUUUUAGGUGCUUCAGUUCGUAGCAGCAGGCUGGCUCUUCAGAACAAUGAGGAAGAAUAUGGUUUUGCCCAGGAAUUAGCAAAAGGCCUGCGUCAUCAUUGCACUAAGCAUCUUGUACUCUACUACACAGUUUUCAGCUUCAUGUGUGCACACAUUAAUUACAACCUUGUAAAAUGAUUGAUUUCUCAUAUUAAACGAAGUAAUGUUUGUGGUGGAUCUGUGUUUGCAUCACGUCUCACACUUAAAACGAAUAUUUCUUUCUCUCAAGUUUUACUGAAAUAAUUUAGCUAACUGCAAUAGGUAGCAAUUAUUGGCUAAUUAAACAAUCCAUGGCCUUUUGAACUGUGUGGUGUGUAUGUUAUUUUUGUUGUUGUUGUUACUAUGUUACGUAUUUUUGUGUUUUUAUAUUGCAAAUCACCCUGUGAACCUCAGAUGAAGGGUGGUAUAGAAAAUUAGUUAGUUAGUUAGUUAGUUAGUUAGUAAAUAUUUGUGUAUCCCUGUGAACAUG